Molecule: messenger RNA, 369 nt
Organism: Yamadazyma jaroonii
Lineage: Eukaryota; Fungi; Ascomycota; Pichiomycetes; Serinales; Debaryomycetaceae
Source: the annotation of a GenBank genome assembly
AUGUCUGAUAAAAUCAACGCUGAAAAAGUUAUUCAAUAUCAUCAUUUCCCAGCCAAACCUCGUGGUGAUGCCUCAUCUAUGAUUUCCCAAUCAUUACCAAUGGCUGCUAUGUUCAUGAGAAAUAAAAUGUUAUCAUGGGCUGCCUUUUUCUUAGCUGUUCAAGCUUUCUUAAAUGAACCAAAUCACAAACCAAGUGGUCCCGAUGAUGCUGCUCAACAACCUCCAUUUUUAAGAGUUGUAUUCGCUUUCAUCUCCUUAGGUACUUGUUACAUGGAUCUUAUCUUCCCAGGUACUAACCCAAUGUUAAGAAAUGCCGCUAAAGCUGCCUCCACCGCCGCCGCUUCUGCCACUGGUACUGCUACUCCAUAA